This is a messenger RNA of Paramecium sonneborni, 965 nucleotides long. The record is from the annotation of a GenBank genome assembly. Lineage: Eukaryota; Ciliophora; Oligohymenophorea; Peniculida; Parameciidae.
AUGGAAGAAAGUGGAAAUACGCUUUAUUUGACAUUAUUGAUAAUUAUAUCAGUUUUAUCAUUGUUUGGAUGUACAGUGUUGUUAAUUAAUUAUCUUAAAUAAAGACAUCGUACUCAACUUGCAACAAAACUAUUUGCAAUUUUAUCAAUUAGUGAUGCAAUAUAUGUUAUAGCUGUUGUCGCUAAUCCUAUGCCAUGUAUCUAAUAAAAUUUAAAUUAGAGACUGAUGGAACAUUUUGUGUUAUUUAGGCACUAUUUAAAUAACUCUCUAGUCUAGCCACAUUUAUUGUUAAUUUUUUCUUUUGCUUUACUACAUUUCUCACAAUAGUGAAUGAUAUAAGACUAAUCGAUACUAAUUAUAAAAUAUAUAAGAGGAAUGUAAAUAUAUUUUCUAUUUUAUUUCCUUUUAUUAUUGCUCUUAUUCCACUUACUUAUAAUGGAUAUGGAAAAUAAUAUUAUGCAUGUAGUUUAAAAACUCAAAAUACUUUUUGGAUUGGAGCAUUAUUAUUAUAAUAUUUACCUUUUGGAUUUCUUUUUGGAGCAAGUCUGUUUUUUCUAUUAAAAAUACAAAGAUUUCUUAGAGAAAUUUAAUAAAAUAAAGCUGAUGAUAAUAAAAUUGAUAAAUUUAAUGACAUAACAUUUUUAUCAAAAAAUAGUCAAAUAAAUGAAGGAGAGUAAUAUAUAAGAGUUCUUUCAUAUUAUACUCUUGUUCAUUUUUUCUGUUGGCUUCCUAUCAUAAUAAGUUCUAUUGUAGAUAUCACACUAUAAAGAGAUUUAAUAUGGUUUGAAGGAAUAAGUUAUAUAAUAGCUUGUUCAUAAGGAUUUUUUGAUUUGAUAUUGUUUAGGAUUAGCAAAUAAGUUUCAUUAAAAAUAUAAUAUUUUGAAAGUAACAAUAGCAUUUUAAGUGGAGAUCAUAAUGAUAUAUAUAGAGGAUCUGGAUCUGCUUUAUACAUUUCAAGAUUGUGA